Molecule: messenger RNA, 9788 nt
Organism: Procambarus clarkii (red swamp crayfish)
Lineage: Eukaryota; Metazoa; Arthropoda; Malacostraca; Decapoda; Cambaridae
Source: RefSeq, a predicted model, not a curated record
AGAUGGCGUCAGCAGCUGUCAGUGACGUCACCAGCCAGGGCUGUGUGUAUGUGUGGAGGCUCAACAUAUCCUCCAAUAUUCCCCUUAAAUGGAGACUCUCUGACGAUAACUGUGACCCCGCAGACAUUCCCUGAAGGAGUACUGGGGCACUACAUGCAUUUGUCACAUGCCACACAAUAAAAACUGGCUGGCAGCUGUUUGAGACUCGGCAACUAUUUUUAAGUAGGCUAAGGGAAAGACCGUAUUCACACACCUCUCGAAUCGUGUAAGGUGCUAAGUGAAAGGUCAUGGGACACCGGCAUUCGAUGAUGCUGGUGGAGUCGGCUACAAGAUGAUGACGUGUAGCUGCAAACUCUGAGCGGGGGAAGUGAACGCAAGCCGAGAGAGGAGCCAAAAGACGGAAGGAAAGGGUAGGGGGUAGGAGAAAAUAUUUAUUGUUUUGAAUGACUGCAUAAACCGCCAAAUUGAGUACAUUCGGGCAUCCUCUCCUUCCCCUCAACAUGUCUGAUGAUGAGGAUAAGCCACCAGCACCACCUGUCAGACUAACUUCCACAAGGGCAGAACCAGUGAUGGCAGUAGACAUGCGGCCAUUACCGAAGGAACCAGAGUCAGAAAAGAAAAAGCAUAAAGGGCAUAAAGGGGGCAAGAGGCAUAAGGACAGCGACAAACCAAAUAUUUCCUAUCCAACCAACUUUGAACAUACAAUUCAUGUGGGGUUUGAUGCCUGCACAGGGGAGUUUACGCCUACAGGGGACCAUAGCAGUUGCCAGGGCAUGCCGGAUUCCUGGACGAAACUACUGUCCAUAUCCAACAUUAGUAAACAGGAGCAAAAGAAUAACCCGCAGGCCGUACUCGAUGUCCUUAACUAUUACGAUGCCUCCACCAAAGAACACCAAACUUCCAAGUUCAUGACUGUUACGAAGAAUGUCGACCCAUCACCCAGACCGAGUUUUCAGGGAGGAGUCAACAUUGGUUACCCAGCAACUCCGUCGCCUCACAAAAUAUCAGAUGCCUCGUCUGGGUCUCCUUCUACUCCUGAAACUUGCUCGGAAGUCAGUGAAAUGAUAUCAUUACUAAAUUGGCAGGUUCCUGAAGAGGAGGAGGAAGAGCCCCCACCUCCUCCUAUAGCAACUAGACCAGAACGUACAAAAUCUAUUUACACUAAACCUGUUGAAGAUGAAGCCAAUGCAAAUGGAGCCGCUUUGGAUAGCAAUCGAAAUCCACAAGCUACAAGUAUUACCCCAGCACCAGUGCCACCACCAACACCUCCCACAACAAAUACGAGUGCAAGUACAGCAAUAGAAAGGACAGCAGAGAAACAAAAAAAGAAGAAAAUGAGCGAUGAAGAAAUUUUAGAACGAUUGAGAAGUAUAGUGUCUGUCGGAGAUCCUAACCGCAAAUAUACCAAAAUGGAGAAGAUUGGCCAGGGGGCAUCGGGUACAGUUUACACAGCAAUUGAAACUGCAACGGGUGUGGAGGUAGCAAUCAAACAAAUGAAUCUCUCUCAACAACCAAAGAAGGAGCUUAUUAUCAAUGAAAUUUUGGUCAUGAAAGAAAAUAAACACCCAAAUGUUGUAAAUUAUUUGGAUUCCUAUCUUGUUAAUGAAGAUUUAUGGGUAGUAAUGGAAUAUUUACCGGGUGGAUCCCUCACCGAUGUGGUGACGGAAACAUGUAUGGAUGAAGGACAAAUAGCUGCAGUUUGCAGGGAGGUGCUACAGGCUCUUGAGUUCCUUCACCUUAGCCAGGUUAUACAUCGUGACAUCAAAUCAGAUAAUAUCUUGUUAGGAAUGGAUGGCAGUGUCAAACUUACUGAUUUUGGCUUCUGUGCACAAAUAUCUCCUGAACAGAAUAAAAGAACAACAAUGGUUGGUACUCCUUACUGGAUGGCACCAGAGGUGGUUACAAGGAAGCAGUAUGGCCCUAAAGUUGAUGUAUGGUCAUUGGGUAUUAUGGCUAUAGAAAUGAUAGAAGGAGAACCCCCUUACCUGAAUGAGAACCCUCUAAGAGCACUGUACCUGAUUGCGACCAAUGGGAAGCCAGAGAUUAAGGAACGAGAGAAACUGUCUCACGUUUUUCAGGAUUUCCUUGAUCAGUGUCUGGAUGUUGAUGUUGAUAGGCGGUCCACAGCCCACCAACUUUUAAAGCACCCAUUUCUAAAGCUGGCUCGACCCCUAUCAAGCCUCCACCCUCUUAUCGUAGCAGCAAAAGAAGCAGCCAAGAACCAUUAGCAGUGAGGCCUUACCAGAUAGCUACAACUGACUCCGCUUACAUAUGUAAUGCCAGCUCUGACCCUGGUUACGAUUGGACAUUGCUAUUCAUUACAGAAGCAGAAGUGCUUAUGGCAUUAUGGAUUAAAAGUUGGCAAGUAAGUGGGAGCAAUUUACCUUGCCCUACCAUUGCCAUUAUUGCUAUUCAAGUGCUGGCGUUUUCAGAAAUAGGCGGUCAGCCAGGUGAGAGAAAUGUACAAGGAUGCCUUAAUUAUCCAUUACCCAGUCUAUCAGAUACUGUGUUUAGUACCAAAUGAAUCUAUUGUCUUUCAAGGACUACACUAACACGAAUGUAGAUUAUUGAAGACAAACUCCUGAUAGUUUUUAAAUUAAUAUUGACCAUUUGUGUUUUAGUACAUAAUAGUUUUCAGUGGCAUAUGACAAAUGAACCUGAUUAUGAAACAGUGUGCACAGUAUGUGCAUGUUGACCCCACACUCUGUAUGUCCCUUACUUUAAGGGUACAAUUUUGCAGUUAUGUGGUUUAUUUUUUAAUACCGGUUUUUAAAGACACUGGGAGAGAGAGGGGAGAGGGAAAUCUCUCUUUUUAGCUGCAUUUUAGUGUUCGAGGCAAUCGUCAAAACCAAAUAGUUUUGUUAUUUUUUUACAUUUGAAUUACAAAUAUUGCUUUAAUCACAUUUAUAUUGUCAUAGAAGUCUUUAUGCAAAAAGUUUUUUGCAUUAUGAUGCUAUUAGGUAAGUUUAUAGUUUGGCUGUUGUAAAACAAAAUUGCUCAGUCGGUAGGGCCCCUAUCUCCCUGAAUAAUUUACAGUGAGUUGGAAAAUAAAACUGUGCUCAUAACACAAUCAACGAAAAGUUGAUAAAGCUACCAGUACAUUGUCUAAUUCUGGAGGAAAGUUGCAGUACUGUAUUUGUCUAUAUUGUCUUGUUGUCAUAAAAUAAAAUAGGACCUUUUAAGGUGUCUGGAAUGCAUCCCUAUUUUCCUUGUAACGAUACUCUACUUGUGCAGUUUUUAUUUGCUAGCUGUUCCUGUGAUAGCAUCCUCUAUAUAAAUCAAGUGCCAAUCUCUCAGAAUUUCAAAAACUAAAUAGCUUUUCGAUAUGCCCAAAUUGGAGGAAAAACAAAGGAGCUAUGAUAACCACAUACGUAUUGUAUGUAAAUUGUACAUACGUACAUGUAUUGUAUGUACCAGUAUGUAAAUGGUUUGAGGAGAUAGAAAAGGAAGAUUUAUGGAACUUAAGAUAAAUGAAAGAAGUCGCAUGCGCAAAUUAGAGAACAAAUGAUGUAAUGCAAAUACCAGGAAGUAUCCUUUGAUAAAACCCUCAGUGACUCUGCCUCCUUUGACAUCACUUAUCUAUAUGCUUAUAUUAACAUCCAGAAUGAUAUCUAAGAACUCUUCAGUAUAAUGUAAUACAGUAGUGCUAUAUAAUACCAUAUUGGCCAAGUACUUUUUGACAGUAAUUACUUAAGAAGUAUUUUUUUCCAAACUGGUUUUGAAUCGACUGAUGAUAGUGUGUGCUAAAACCAUCGGCAGUUCUGAAACUUUGUAUACUUUAUCAUGGGGAACAUAAAACAUCAUGAGCAUAGCUAUUUGUGUAACUACUAAUGGGUACAAAGGUAGAAUGUAAAUCAAAAGGAAGUUUUCUUCAUUGUUCAAUUAUCUGGGUUAAGGAUAAUUAUGGUAUUGAUUGACAUUUCUUUCUCUUUGAACUAAUAAAAUAUUCAAAAUUCUAUUUUAAGUUAAUUGUAAUACUGAAAGCACAAAUAUUUGUUUUAGUGCAGAUUUGAAAGUACAGAACAGCAAUCUGUUAUGGUAAUACAGUAAAAAAAAAAAAAAUUUUUUUUUUUUGUUCUCUACAGUAUUGUAUAGUUAAAACUGGGUGGUCAGCAUAUAAUUAUUUCACCAAGAAGUGAUUAAAUUAAUUGAAAUAGUUUCUGCCAACAAGCAUUGUUUCGCUAUUGAGGAAAGGAGUAUUAGUUAUUGUGCAGAUUUGCUAAAUAAAAUCUAUUGUCUGAAGAUUUCUAAAUGUCUUAGCAAUCUCAUUAUGAUCUGAAAAUGUACUCUUGUUCUGUGUGUUCACUUGAUUCUUGUUAUCCUAAAUACAGGACAACACUGUAAUAACAUAGAUUUCAAAAUGGAGCUUGUAAGUUGUACCGAACAGGCAUUCUUAUCGUGUCUGUUUAGUAGGACUUAGUGGGCGAGUUUAAUUGGUGAACUCAAGUUGAUUUACAUAAUAAUUUGACUUCAUUAUCAAGCUAUGCAUGAAGCACUUGUUUUAAGAGUCACUGAAGUUGAAUUUUCUGAGCAAAUGCCUGUUAUGCAGAAGUCUUAAUGAUUACAGGAUGCAAAUUGUGACUGGUAGCAACAUUUGAAUCUCCACGAAAGCAUAUUGCUCAUAAGUCGGGUAUCUGCCAAAGAAUUAAUUUGUGUCAUUUUCCCAUAAUGGGUAACCUAUUUUUUUAUGUCCAUUCUAUAAGUCUUGGUGGACUAUGACACAUUCAUGUUAGUACAGUUUUAUUGCUGCAGCAUAUUCAUUCUAUAUAAUUAAUCACUGCCUGACUUUUUUUAGAUUAUCCUAAAUCUUUCCUGGUUGAAAAGGAUAUUUUCUGAUAGUAUACAGGACAAUACUUCAAAUGUUGCUCUCAGUCCUUAACAUUAGAAACUAUGGAGUUGUACAGUGGUGAAAGAUUUAGGAGAUAUUGGAAGACCAGAUCUGUUAUAACUGCAGACAACUUGUCUAUUGAUUAUAGAUAUACCAUAUAGAAAUAGGUUAUGUUAGUGCCUGUAAAUGUGGGAAUUUACUUGAGUGCAGCAAUUAAAUAGGGCCCUAAUUUGUCUGGCUGUAUCAGUCAGGGGUUAAUUGUGAAUUGAUCAUGUCACAAUUAUUCAUAUAUUAAGAUCUGUAGUCACAAAUUGAAGUAGUGCUAAGAAUUUAACCCGUGCCUCGUUUUAAAAGUUUACAGUGAAUUUGUGUCGUUGCAGCGAGUAUGGAAGUAUGAGGAAGUCGGUCUUAUUCAUUGUAUGGGAGAGGGAAGGGUUAUUUUUUUCUGUGGGAUCAGUCUUAGCCAUAAGACCUGCAAAAUGUAGGAUAUAAUUAUUGAAAAGUUGUGGGAAAAUGUAGAGUAUAUUUUGUUGUAAAUUAGGUAAGUCGAAAUGAUAAAAUAUAGUUUGACUGUCCAGUGCAUAUUGACUAAAAAUACUGAAUUAUUUUUUAUCUUUUAUUUCUGUAUUUACUGUCAAAAUAUUGUUUGUUCUUGGACUUCAGUAUAUGAUGUUGCAUUAAGCAGUAUCUGAAGAAAUCUGCUGACAAUUAAUUACUAUACAUGUACAAUACAACUUGCGCUUCAGGACUUCAGUGUCAAAGCACCAUAUUUGUGGCAACUCAUAAGCAGCUUCUGUGCCAUGUGAUUUUUUUUUCUUUAACAUACCAGUACUCUAGUUCUUGACACUUAUGUAGACAAUUUUAUUAUUGAAGCUAGGCUGCCAUUUGUGCCAUAAGGGUGGAUGUCAUGGUGGAACAUUCCAUCAUUAUUCAAGAAAAAUUAUCCACAGUUUGGACUGUCUGAUACAAUUUUGUUAAUGCAUAACUUCAUGUCCAUUUUGUAUUUUAGAGUGAGGUAAUUGCACUAUGAUGACAGACUCAACUAUUCCUUCUUUGAGGACGACUUUUGUUUGGAAAGGGCUCCAAAAGUUAUUCUGUGAUUAAAAAUCAUGGAAAUAAUCUGGUAAGUAUGACUAAGAAUUAUUUCCUCCUCGUUUUGUGAAUUUUUUAAAAUAGUUUGAGCUCUUUAUACAGUACCGGUAUUAUUUGUAAAUCACAUGACAAAAAUUCCUUACAAAUUUUUCAAAGUCAGUGAAUAAACUUGUGUGCCAGUGUGCAUAUUUAAUAUGGAAUUUUAAGUCAUUUAGUGUUACAAGAGGUUCUGCUGAGACUUGUCUUUGUGCUGGGUAUUUACUUGUAUGAUUGAUAAGUUUAUCCUCGGCUGAAAGUGUUCUCUUUGCUUCUUGUAGAACAUUUGAAGUGUGACUGCAGUUUUCUCCAAGCAAAAGUGUUAAAAGAAUAUAAUUCAAAUUAAUUUUGAAGAAAUGUCUUGCUGAUCAAGGGUACUUGGUCCUUUGGUAUGGGCAGGACUCUGUACUUAAGUUUUUUUAUUUAAUGAUUGCAUUGGCCACCCUCGGAAACAUUGGCUGUUAAGGUUUUAUAUAAAUUUAUGCUGCAACUUGUCCAGUAGUUUGGCACCCAUUAUCAAAGCUUCCAAAGAUUACUAGUCUGUUUUUUGUAUUUGGUUUAACUGUUCUUUCUAAUGCUUUGCUGUCUUCUCUUGCUCUUUUUUUUUUUUUUUUUUUUUUUUUUGACGCAUUUGUAAUUUUGAGUACAAGUAAUUACUAUUGAAAUUGAUAGCCAAACUAUGUGGAAAUCAUCAAAUAUUUUACACUGCUAUUGGCUGCUGGCUCUAAAGUAAAGAAAUAUCAAUGACUGAAGUGUUUCAGAAACAUACUGCAUGCAUCAUCUGUUCCAAAUGUGAAUUAAUUAUGACUAAACAUUUUUAUUUUAAUAAGAAUUAAAAUGCAUACUCUUCAUUUUUUUUUCCUGGAUGCACAAAUUAUUGAAUGGACUUUCACUUUUAACUGUGACCAUUUAUUUAAUGUAACAUAGUACCAAGUUGUUCCUGAAAUUUGUAAGUAGUAAAUUCAUGAACUUUGUAUCCCUGUGUACUAAAAUUGUGUUUUUUUUAAUUUGCCCACGGUUAUUGAGCUUGUAAUCACGUACUAAUCUUGUUAAGUGGUCUAUUUUCCAAGAACUUUAUCAUCCAUUCCACAGUGAAUAAGAGAAUCUUUGUGAAUGCUGUAUAAGGAUGUGAAGGCAUUUAUUCACAGGUUUUUGUUUAUGAUGACUAUUAUUUUGAAUCCACAUCAAUUGAGGCAUCAUUGUUUAAUCCAUGUUAAAUUGACUUUAACCAAGUAAUUUAUAUGCACAUUAAAACUGAUAAGCUGGUUAAACAAUAUUAGGCAAGUGUUAGUAUUGAUAAUUAUUGUUUACCUUUUUCUUUAUUUUUUUGUGAAUGCAUCUGAGAACUCCACAAUUAAUUUUAUUUAUCUCAUUAUAACAAAUUUCUAAAGUUAAUGUAUAAACUUCCACACUCAACUCUCCUUUUAGAUGACUUUUAGAGCUUUAUUAAAUAUACCAAAUACACAGAGGACUACAAAUGGUUGGCAAUAACUGUUAUUAUAACUAACUAGUUUCCCAAAAACUUGGAAUGUAAAACUAGUUGAGCACUGUAUGUGGAAUUUACAGUAUUUGCUGUACUAUAUCUCAGGAGAGCUGUGUUCAGAGUGAUAACUCAUGGUAGAUACAGCACCCUAAAAAUGGUGGUUAAGCUACUAUUAAAUAAUGUGCAACUGCAAGGUGGCAAAUUUUCUUUAUUUUUUAUUUUAAUCUGUUGGAUGAAGUGCAUUUUUAAUUUUAAUAUUUCAGUAGCAGGGGUAUUAAAAUACAAGUUUUAAAUGCAAAAAAUGAAGCAUGUUUAGCCUUAUUUCUUAAGACAUCUUUGGAGAGUACAAAAUCAAUCAUUCCCAAUACUCGUUGACAAUAAAAGUGAAUCUGCUUUUGAAAUGUACAUUCUAUGGACUGUCUUGAUCUCACUGGGUGUCUUAAGAAUAUGGCUGCAUCAACAUAUGCGCAGUUAAUUUAGCAAAUCUUGAGUUGUCAUAUCAUCCCUUUUAUAAAUUACCAGGUGUGUAUUUGUUUCUUGUUCAAAGCCAAUAGUUUGUUUCUAUGCAGGACCAAGUUAUUGAGUGGAAUUCUGUUGUGAAUGUAUUUAUUGUGCAAAUUGUUUAAUUUACAAUUGUAAUAGGAUUGGUUCUAUGUGCUAUUACCAAUAUAUAUAAUCUAAUGCCUAUACCAGUGGGAUGGAAAAUAAUUUUUUAUCAAAAAUUAGUUCUGUCAUUUUUAUUCAAAUUAUGAUCCCAUCUGUUGUACAUUUAAAAAGAAAGCCAAUACACAAAUUGAAUGUGCUUUUUACUGCAUAUAUGUGCAGGAGUACAGAGUUUGGCCUUGUGAAUCAUAAGGUAUUUCUUAUAGUGAAGAAUGUAAAUGCAGGACUUAGCAUGAUUAUUACUUUGUGGUCAGGGCUUCAGUGGUAUUUAGUGGCAAUAGAAGUAUCCUUAAAAAAUUAAAAACACUUUGAUGUAAAGGCAGAAAGCAUGUUGUGAACUGAACCCAUAUUUCAGGAAACGAGUAAACUUUGAUUAAGUUUUAGAUUGUCGCAAUAUAAUGUUUUAAUGUGUAAAAACUAAAUAAACAGCAACCAAUUAUCAGAAUGGGAAAAAAUGUUUUGUAUCGGUGACUUUUUACUCACUGGAAGGCUAUGAUAUGAAGGGAAAGGAUAGUUUGGAAAACAAAAUUGGAUACUGUAUGUGCAUUUUCAUAGAAAACUGAUGACAUUUUAAAUUUCUUGCUUGAUAAUGAAAUGAAUGGGCACGUUAUUUUGGAUGAAUACCCAUAGUGUUGCUGUAAAGUGUGGCUAUAAUGUACUUCUCUAUGCAAUACGUAUAACCGAGUCUUUAAGUGCUGAAAAUAAAAGGGGCAACAGAUGCUCUUCAUAAGCAUUUAUUGUGAAAAUUGUUUUCUGGAUCACUUUUGUAGAUUAAACUAAGUAUUAUACAUUCAGAGCCAAAAAUUUGUGUUCUGUAUAUCAAAUCCUUUCUCUGUACAUUGUGCUAAAGUUAAAUGUUUCAAAAAGGAAAACAUGACUUAAAUGUGUAUAGAGUAUGGUGACUUGUUUUACCCUCAGCCUUCAGAACUGUAUAUAUCUACUACAAAGAAUGCAACUGCUCCACCAUAAAUUUUUAUAGAAUCAAUUCUAUCUUGAAGCAAGAUGAAUUUAUAAAUGUUAUAAUAAGAACCAAUGUAUCUGUGGAGAGCUAGUGUGUGUGCUGAUGUCGGGAAAUUGUAGUGCUCAAGUCAUUACUUGACUCGGUGAGGCAGUCAUGUUGCCUUCUCUCUGCAGGCACCAGUGAUGACAACAUGUGCAUCAAAGAUUUCUGUAUUAUUCACUAAUCAAAUGAUUAAAAUCUUCUAUUUCCUCAAGUAGGUUUCACUUUUAAGAGGCAAUGUACAGCUUUGUUCAUAGGAUAUCUUUAAUUUCAAUGAUAAAUAAUUAUUAAACAUCAAUAAUUUGUCUGGUAUGUGUAGUUGGAUUUGGUUCUCUCCCAAAGGAUGAUGAAUUUUGUAGAAUCAAAUACUUUACUGUACAAUCCAUUUAUUUUUUGUCAAGUUUACUUGUAACUUGUGAAUAUUGUGUUCAUGGAAUGUUUUUUAUUGUGUAAUGUAUAUUAAUACAAGAAUGCAAAAGUAAAGUUUUGCAGUUUGCUACAUUUACAAUGAGGGUGAAAUAUGCAGUAACUCUGAUAUACUCUUGUUGCAACACUACGGGUCUGUGGUAAGCCUCCAAUAUGUCUGCUGCUGUCUUGAGAGACACUACACUCAAUACCAAAUAGGACUUGAAUUUUCAUUUUAUAUAAACAUAACUGUCAAGUAAAUAAUAAACGUAAGCAUUUUA